AAUAUAUGCAAAUCAAUCGCACCUGUGGCCAGGGUCGUUUACAAUAGGUGCGGGGAAAGGGACUCUGAAAACAUAUCAGACAGCAUUUGAUCACGCAUCAUCUGAUGAUCUUUAUGCCUAAAAUGUUAUCACAAAAGCCGCUUCUAUGAACGACAACAAAGCUGAGGGUUUUGUACCUCGACUGAUUGAAGACAUUUACCUAUUGUCCUUCUGAGUAGACUAUUGGCUGGACUAUGAACGUCGUCGCGGGGCGGGCUGUCUUUUUUGGAAAUCAGAUUUCUUGUACUUCACGACCAAGUGACUGACGGUAAGGUUGACAGAAGUUGGUGAGCACCAUGAAAACCGCCAUGAUUGAGAACAUUGAGAUGAAACUUUUCGCUUCACUUGGGUCACCUUUAUAUCUCUGGACAGCCGAUACGGACACCCAAUUUGUGCUGAACCAAACAAAAAUACCUGAAGUGCCUUCUAAAGACAAAAUGAUUGAGAAGGCAUUGGUUAAACAGAGGGGAAAAGAUGCACCAGCAACAAUGUACGUGGAGGUGGAAGGCAGCCUACCAGAAAAAUACACAAGCCUAGCUGCGGAGGCCAUUGAGAUCGAGAUGGAGUUCUUGCACCCCUUUAAGGAUGAUGUCAUGGGUGUUGAGUCUGGACACCCUUCAGUUUUGUCCCCUGACCCAGAGAAACCCUCGUUGACGCCCAAGUAUCGCAAACCAAACAAACCCAAAUGGCGAAGGAUGGAAGUGAAGAGUUUUGGUUUGGUGGUGAAAGAUGUCAUCUGCCUCCCCUGUGAAACAUACCUGAAGCAGGAUGACCUGUACCGUGUGCCCAGCAACAUGGAGAGGGAGACUUUUGCCUCAAUGGGGCUCGUAGCAAGAAUAACAAUAGACUCGUCUUGGCUCAGUGAGGAGAUGAAGGGUCGCCUGGCUUCACUUUUCAAGCACAAAUUCUGUAGGAGCCAUGAGAAAUUCCAGUUUACAUAUUUACAGUGUUUUCAGGGUUCCCGGGUGCUCUUUGAUGACCGUUUACCAGAGCAGUCUUGGACCGCUCAGGAAGUUCUCAGGAUUUGUGGAAAUGGUGCUCUCUACAUUCUGAGUCAUCAUGAUCUAGUAGACACUGUGAGAGACAAGUUUUCAGACCCUUUGAAGGCCUGCUGACUCCUUUGCUGUUCAUCUAUGGGGUCUAAAAAUGCUGUACUGUGACAAGAAGCUGAGGAGGCAGCCUACUACCAAUAUACUUGUGUUAGUGUGUUACAUGUUGUAUGAAAAACGUUGGGUGACCUGCAAACACAUUUACGAGAUAUUUUCCUUUUAAAACAAUGUGGGAUCUCCCAAUAUUUUAGAUUUUCUUAAAUU
This is a messenger RNA of Clupea harengus (Atlantic herring), 1352 nucleotides long. RefSeq lists its product as uncharacterized. The record is from RefSeq and is a predicted model, not a curated record. NCBI's taxonomy places the organism in Eukaryota, Metazoa, Chordata, Actinopteri, Clupeiformes, Clupeidae.